CACAGUCCGACAAGUCUUGCUGGGCUGAGCCCGCACCUCUGGGUUGUCGUGGUCGCCAGGGAAGGGCCCGGGAGGUGGAGGGCCAGGCGCUGGCCCCGCCAUGCUCCGAGGGCUGGCCCGGGUCGCGGCCCUGCAGUUCCCGGCCCCGUGGGCGCGGGCGUCUGGCAGCUGGGCCGGCGUCCCGGUGCACGUGGUGGACCUGCGCAGCGACACGGUGACCCGGCCCGGGCCGGCCAUGCGACGUGCCAUGGCCGAGGCGGUGGUAGGCGAUGACGACUACGGCGAGGACCCCACUGUCGGCGAGCUUCAGGACAAGGCUGCUGUGAUGCUUGGGGUGCAGCAGACCCUGUUCGUGCCCACCAACACUAUGGCCAACCUCAUUGCUGUGAUGUGUCACUGCCGGCGCCGGGGCUCCCAGGUCCUCCUUGGCCAGGAGUGCCACCUCCAUGUCUACGAGCAGGGCGGGACGGCUCAGCUCGCAGGGGUGCACUCUCACCCCCUCCCAGACAUGCCGCACGGUACCCUGGACCUGACUGAGCUGGAGAGGAUGGUUACUCGGGGCCUCGGGAGCCCCUACCACCCGGUCUGUGAGCUCAUCUGCCUGGAGAACACCCACAGCAGCUCGGGGGGCAGAGUGCUCCCCACGGACUACCUGCACCAGGUGCAACUCCUGGCCCAGCGCCACGGGGUCCGCGUUCACCUGGAUGGGGCCCGGCUAAUGAACGCGGCAGUGGCUCUGCGUGUACCCCCUGCCCGCAUUGUGGAGCACUGUGACUCUGUCUCGCUCUGCUUCUCCAAGGGCCUUGGCGCACCAGUGGGGGCCCUGGUAGGGGGGAACAAGGACUUCAUCAGAGAAGCCUGGCGUCUCCGGAAAGCCCUGGGUGGAGGCAUGCGCCAGGCAGGGGUGCUGGCUGCAGCUGCCAUGGUGGGACUGGCCGACGUUGAGGAGAGGCUGUUGAGGGACCACCAGAACGCCCAGAGAUUUGCCAAAGGACUCCAGGAGUUGGCAUCCCCUGUGUGCUCCGUGGAUCCCGCUGCUGUGGAGACCAACAUGGUGAUGGUGACGGUUCAGGGGCUGGCCCCACAGGAGCUCUGCCGUCGCCUACAGGCUGUGAGCACUGAGGAGGUGGCAGAGACAGGCCAGGCGGUACGCGUGCUGCUGUUCCCCUGGACGGAGCUGGCCCUGAGGGCCGUGUGGCACUGUGACAUCUCAGCACAGGACACAGAGCUGGCACUGAGGAAGUGGGAGUUCGUGCUGCAGCAGCUGGGGGCUCUGGGCUCGGGGUGACCAGACCCAGUGCCCUGACACCCCGGAGAGCAGACAGGAGAGUCAGUGAAACCACACCCCCAUUUCCAGAGUCCCCCCAGCUCCUCACACUUGGGGAAACCCCACCCGUGGCCCUUCAGCAGGCUCUGAACACUGGCCUCAUGUCCUGACUUUGUUCCACAACACAGAAUACGACCAUGAAAUAAAUGUAAAAAAAAAAAAAUCAUUUGAUAGGACAGAGAGAAACUGAGAAGGGGGAGAUAGAGAGAGAGGGAGAGAGACAGAGACCUGCAGCAACCACUUGUGAAGCUUCCCCCUGCAGCGUGAGUGGGACCUUUCCGCAUGGAAAUGUGUGCACUCAAUUGAGUGCACCACCACUCAGCUCCCAAAUAGACCUUUUUUAAAGAAACCAGAAAGCGGGCCGGGUGGUGGCGCACCUGGUUGAGGACACACGAUACAAUGCAUAAGGACCUAGGUUCGAGCCCACAGUCCCCACCUGGGGAGGGAAAGCUUCACAAGUGGUGAAGCAGGGCUGCAGAUGUCUCUGUCUCUCUCCCUCUCUAUCUCCCCCUCCCCUCUCAAUUUCUAACUGUCUCUAGCCAAUAAAUAAAUUAAAAUAAUUUUUAAAAAAACAGAAAGCAAAAGUUGCCUGCACGUUAUGUUUAUAUCUGGCUGACUGGCAUCCCCAGAGGGGGACGGGCAUCAUCAGGUUUGUGGUUUCAGCUUAAGUGUCCAAUUUAGGCUCAAGCACAGGCACUGGGGACCCAGGUCUGGGCUGGGAACGCUGCAGGGGGUGUGUGGAGGCAAGUGUCCAUGAGAGAGGGGGAGUCCCUGUGGGCCAGGAAGGCCUGAGGCAGAGGCACCUCUUACUUUGCCUUCCUUCAGAAGAGUCCACAUCCUGAUUCUAGAAUCUGGACUGUGUCUGGAUGCACUCCUGCAGAAGGUCUCUGGACAGAGGGUGACAGUGUUUUGCUCCGUGCACUGUCAGUCAUGGGCUCCUGUUGUCUAUCCUGAACA
This is a messenger RNA of Erinaceus europaeus (western European hedgehog), 2284 nucleotides long. RefSeq lists its product as uncharacterized. The transcript has 7 exons. Gene Ontology annotation, cellular component: cytosol. Lineage: Eukaryota; Metazoa; Chordata; Mammalia; Eulipotyphla; Erinaceidae. The record is from RefSeq and is a predicted model, not a curated record. Gene Ontology annotation, molecular function: L-allo-threonine aldolase activity. Gene Ontology annotation, biological process: glycine biosynthetic process; L-threonine catabolic process. The coding region runs from base 101 to 1288 and encodes 395 amino acids.